AGGGAGCUGGGUGAGGUGUGGGUAAAUUGCCACCGCCUUCCAUUUUCGUCAAUAUUGUCGAUAAGUUCACGUUUCUUCGUCUUGCUCCAUCUCCAACUCCAACAUCUCCCCGUUUCGCCCGCGACAUUCAAUAACCGGGUGUUCAAUCCGGCGGAGGUAUUGAUAUCAACCAGGAUUUCCAGUUAAACAACGGAUUACCUCCUAUCUGUUGUCCUCAACGCAACCUAUCCGUUGGUCACACCAGGCUUCACACCUCAUCAUCACCACAUCUCCUCCCUCCGACGCCCAUCAUGACGACCGACGUGCACCAUACGGCGGCGCAAAUCCUCUCCACCGACCGGACGCGUGAUCCCAACUAUGACGAGCUCUCCUUCGCCCCGUUCCUACGCAAGAGUUUUGGCUUCGGGUUGGCCAGCGACGUGCCGGUGUGCAAGGCCUACAGCGAAGGCCACUGUCCGCUAGGACCCGCCUGCCCAGAUCGCCACCCGACGCCGUCACGCGUCACUACCUCCACGACCACGGCAUCGGGGCUGGCCCCGUCGACCACGCACGGGUCGCUGGUGUGCAAACAUUUCCUCAAGGGGCUCUGCAAGAAGGGGCUGAAGUGCGAGUAUCUCCACGAAUACAACCUGCGGCGCAUGCCCGAGUGCCAGUCCUUCUCGCGGUCCGGCUACUGUCCCAAUGGCGACGACUGCCUGUACCAGCACGUGCGCGAGGAGGCGCGUCUGCCGCCCUGUGAGCACUACGAUCGGGGGUUCUGCCCGCUGGGACCGCUGUGCGCCAAACGCCACGUCCGCCGACGGUUAUGUCCCUUCUACUUGGCCGGGUUCUGUCCCGAUGGCAAGGCGUGCCAGUCGGCACAUGCGCGGUGGUCGGAGAACCUGCCGCCGCCGUCGAUGCGCGUGGAGAAGACGGAGGAGGAACGGGAACAGGAGCGGGUGUUGAUCCGGGAGGAGCAGGAGAAGGAGAAGGAGCGGGAACGCGAAUGGCGCAGCGAGCGUGGGCGCGGUGGGGGAUUCAUGCGGGGACGGUAUCGGGGGCGCGGACGGGGAUAGUUUAGAGCUGGGUUUUUCUUGUUUUGUGCUUUCUUUUUGGGCUUUUUUUUCGGAGAUUGGUUUCCAUCCCUCGAUACCCCGUGGUAGCUUGACCCAUGUAUUAUGAUCUAUUAUUCUUGUUGUUGUUAUCUAUAUGAACAUGGUACAAUUCGGUAUGCUGCAUACCAUAUCCGCAAUAACCAAUGGUUUAUCCUGAAAUGUACCAAGCGGAAACAUUUUCAUCUGGAAUUCGGUUGUAUUUAGUUUUCUAGAUUUUGGUGGUGCCACUAAGUGGA
This is a messenger RNA of Aspergillus campestris IBT 28561, 1330 nucleotides long. It is a transcript of the gene yth1, whose product is annotated as cleavage polyadenylation factor RNA-binding subunit YTH1. The record is from RefSeq and is a predicted model, not a curated record. Gene Ontology annotation, molecular function: RNA binding; metal ion binding. The transcript has a single exon. NCBI's taxonomy places the organism in Eukaryota, Fungi, Ascomycota, Eurotiomycetes, Eurotiales, Aspergillaceae. The coding region runs from base 291 to 1055 and encodes 254 amino acids.